CCACUCGGCAGCCGUCUCUGUGUGUGCGUGCGGGUGCGGGGGGGGAGGGGGGAAAUCCUGUGUUCUGCCAGCCUCAGGUCCCGUCCUUCGGAUCCUGCCAUUUAUCCAUCAGAAAGAUUUCUGCAGCGCCUCAAGCCAGCCCAAGACAGCAUGUCUGGGAGCAAAUACGUAGAUUCAGAGGAUUUUCUCUAUACGGGGCCUAUCCGGGAGCAAGGCAACAUCUACAAGCCCAACAACAAGGUCAUGGCUGACGAACUUAGCGAGAAGGAAUUCCAGGACGUCCACACCAAAGAAAUCGACUUAGUUAACCGGGACCCCAAACAUCUCAACGACGAAGUGGUGAAGAUUGACUUUGAAGAUGUGAUUGCCGAACCUGCAGGAACCCACAGUUUCGAUGGGAUCUGGAAGGCCAGUUUCACCACCUUCACUGUGACGAAAUACUGGUUUUAUCGCUUAUUGUCUGCAAUCUUUGGCAUUCCCAUGGCUCUUAUCUGGGGCAUUUUUUUUGCCAUUUUGUCAUUCUUCCACAUCUGGGCCGUGGUGCCUUGUAUCAGAAGCUACCUAAUUGAGAUCCAGUGCAUUGGCCGAGUUUAUUCUAUCUUUAUCCAUACUUUCUGUGAUCCAUUCUAUGAGGCUGUUGGCAAAAUGCUGAGCUCUAUCAGAGCAACAGUACGAAAGGAAGCAUAAAUGACACUUCAAGGAGUUGAAGAAUGAGGUUUUUUUCCCCUUCCUUCAUAGUUUGGUGCCAGUCUCAAGGCUGCCAUAAAUUAAUAAAGUGACUGGCACUUUAUGCAGCAUCACUCAAAAAACAACAACAACAACAACAACCAACUUGAAUGCAGCAAAUAAUUCCUUUUUAACUUUCUUUGCUAUUUAAUCCCUCCUGGGUUUAUGCUAUUUAUUCUUUUCAGGAGGAAAGUCAAUUUGCAUUAAACAAACACAAACAAAUUAAAUAGCUGCUCGUCCAUUUCACCUGCUUGCUGUUUUGCUGACCUUUGAUGAAUUGACUUCUGUUCUGCAUACCCCUUCCAUUCAUUUGUUGCAAAUUAAACUCACAUUGAUUAUAAUGCAGAAUUGCAAAUACGCUUUCCAGCACUAUCAUAUUGCUCUGCAUUUUACUGUGAGUAAAAGAAGUAUAAAAGCUACUGCAGCAUAAUGCACAUGGCAACAAGCUGGCAGAUGUCAACAGAAUGUUCCUUUUAUAGAUGUAUUGUCAGAUGACUGUAGCGCUUUACUGUAGUGACCAUAUCUACACACAGAUUUAAAGAAAUGACUACUGUAACAUAUGUGCUGAGAAAAGGAGAUCAAGUGUCUUUAAAAAGACAAAGCUUUCAAUUCAAAUAACUGGGCAUGUUGACAAAAAGCUAAUAGUAUUGCUUCUGUCUUAUUUUGUAAUCCCCAUGACAGAGUAUUUGGAUUAUAAAUAUAUAAUAUAUGUCACUAAGAGAAAAUGUAAGGGGUGACCUUAGUGUUUUUCUUUAACCAAAUAAUUUAUGAAACCCUGAUGACACUUGCAUGCAAAGCUUCAUGCAAAGAAUGGACCCUUUUCACUGAAAUCUUCUUAACUAGAAAUGGCAGGAUCUGAACAAACAGCUUUUUAGAAAUACAACACAAUUUUAUCUCUGAACAAAUACUUCUAAAAAUUUCAAUAUAUAAAGCAAAAGUCAAGGUAGGAAUAUAGUUGGAUUUAUUUUCUGAAAAUGCUUCCAUCAAGAAAAUCCUUAUGGCGUGCACAUAUUGAAAGUUAAUUUAUCCCUAGAUUAAAAUAACACUAUUGUAUUUAAUUUUUUUAGCUUCAUUCCUAAGAACAGAUGUUCUAAUUAAUUUAAAUAAAACUUACUACAAAGGGACUAAUUGUUCUCUUAAAAGUAGACAGCAAGGUAUGUACAAAUUGUGUUGAAUCAUGCCAACUAUAAACUGGGUUUUAAGAGUGAUUUGGCUGUUUUCUAUGAGAACAGCUUUAAGAAUCUUUAAAACAAAGUUAUUAAAUCCAAGCAGGUUCCCCAGUCUGCUAGUCCUGUUUACACAUUGCUAACUUUUUCCCAGUCAUCCAUACAAGUGGUUUGGGCAGCACUAUGUUAUGGUUCACCUUCCCCACCCAGCCACCCCAUUCUAAACUGAGCUAUACAUAAUUCAAGGAGUCUUCCAGGUGCAUAAAACUGUAUGAAAGAUACAGAAAUAAAGCAAUUAUAGUGUUAUUUAAUAUUGUGUUACAGAAUCUUUACUGUCCCCACAGUGACAAUGAAGUGAGAGAAUAGCUUCAUUGGUUUUGCAUGAAUAUGCUGCUUUCCUUAUAGCUAUUAAACCAGAUCAGCUUUCUUAGAUAUAAACUGAAGAAUUUCAAAGUGUGUUCUGCUUUGUUAGAAACUAGUUACAAAGAUGGCUUACUUGGAUCUUGAGUAUCUAGAAUAGGUUCUGGGUACAGCCCUAGCAUAAUUAACUAGCCCUGGCUAGUUUUUUUAAUUAUCUGAUUGCUUCAACCUGUCUAUUUUUUUUUAGUGUAAGCCUAAGCCUAUUCACUAAGAGAUUGGUCUCCAUCAACUGAGGCAGGCAAGUGCUGAUCCCAAACAUGUUGCUUAUCUGAACUGGAGCUCAAAUGGCACUUCUCUUCUCCUACACCAACCUAAAGUUGCCCCUGUAAAAUAAAAAUAAAAAUCCACUCAUAUCCACUCAAUACUUCAUCCUUCUAUAUGACAGGACCAGUCCUGAAGGGGACAUCUUCAUGGUAAUUGAAACUUAACAUUAUACCAAAAUUGCUUGGAUGGUCUGUAAAUGUCUUGCUUUUUGCAAAUACAGGUUUUACUAAGAGUAAUCUUGGUGUCCUUCAUUAAAUUACAUUUCUACUACAUUAGAUAAUUAGUUGAUUAGACUUAUCUUUCAUGUCCACAUGCAUUGAUACAGGAUCAUAGCAGCUUAUUAUUUUGAAUAAAGGAUGAGCAUUUUAUUGACAAUAGGCAAUGUUUGCAGUAGAUACAGGUGUAGUAUCAUUUUUUCUUUUAUUACCCUCCUAUACUAAUAGUUUGUGUAUAUGAAUGCAUGUGUGUGUACACGUGUGCGCACACACGCACACACACACAAAUGCAAGUAGAUAAAUAGGUAUCACUUCGUGAUGUCAUGCAGGCCACAUGACCAUGGAAAUGUCUUCAGACAGCGCUGGCUCAAUAGCCUUGAAUCGGAGAUGAACAACACCCCCUAUAGACAACGAUUAGCAGAGUAAAAUCCAUAGGGACUCCUUCACUUAUGCUAAUAGUAUAGUAAAAUACUAAAUUGAGAGGCUGAAAAAAAUCCAGAAGAGAACAAUUAUAUACCACAUUAUUGUCAAGAAAAAUGUGGGCAUAUGAAGCUGAACUUCAGAAUGUCUUUAUUUGUACAAUAUAAGAUAUACAUUCAACUAUAUUUUGACUAAUAUUUUAUUGCUUGAAAAGUGCAAUGUGCCAAUUAUUGCAUUUAUUUAUUGGCUUCAUAGGGGACAAAAGUCUGCCCCAUCUUUUGGAUUACCUUUUCAUAAAUCACAUUAAUUUACUACAAGGAGCUAUUGACAACAGUAAUUUAGUGAAGGAAACAAAUAGUGAGCACAGCAGACUGACCUCCAUUCUCCCUUAUGAUUUCAUUUAAGUUUGUUCUCCCAAUGCUUUAGUCAGUUCUUUCUAGUGUGUGAUCUACACUUAACAAAGUUUAUCUCCCAACUAAACUUUGUCGUGAGUGGAAUAAUCUUUCUCAAACUAGUACGCUCCACAUGUUUUGAACUCUACUUCCCAUGAAUUCCAUCCCCUAGAAUGCUGGUUAGGAAUUAUGGAAACUGAAGUCCAGGAGUUGAGGACAUCAAGCUAUGGAAUGCUGGUAUGGAAUAUGGAAGUAGUAUUUAUUCUUAUAUUUUGCUCAAAAAUGGUUAAUAUAAAAUGCAUUCAUUUUAUGACAGAGAAAAAGGAUGUGGUUGUAUAUGUAAUCCAGACCAUUGAAAUGAGCUUGAAAUCACUUGAAGUAAUGAGAAUGUAGUUAUAUACAAUUUGCUCAAUAAAUGUAAAAUUGGAAAAAUCUUGUUGGCCAAGAAAUUAGUGCAGGAGCCCUGGUAGUGCAGUGGUUAAAAUAUGAGUAUUGGAAGCAAACUCUCUGCACAGCCUAGAGUUUGAUCCUGAUGGGGCUCAAGAUUGACUCAGCCUUCCAUCUGACUUCGAAGUCAUAAAAUGAGGACCCAGAUUGUUGGGGCUAAUAUGCUGACAUUUUAAACUGCCCAGAGAGUGCUGUAAAGCACUAUGGUGUGGUAUAUAAGUCUGAGUGCUAUUGCUACAAGUGCUGUAGAAUAUUACCCACAAAUAUCAGUUUUACUAGGGAGCAAAUCUCUAUAAAAUUUCAUUCAGCUUUCAGUACUGUAACUCUAAACACUAGAAGUAGACAUUUUAUAAAAGUGCUUUUUUUUGUGUUCUGAACACCAGUUUUUGAAAUAUAAAUAACUUUAUAUGUUUUCCUUUUGCAUUUAGAACAUACACUGGUCUGGCAUAAUUUUUAUAAUGUAUAUAAAUAAGAUAUAUUAUUUAGAUAUAUAUCUAUAUAAAUUGUAAUACAGCAACAACACACUUUUUAUGAGAAUGUAAACAUAUUUUAGUUUUAUAUAAUUAAAAAAAAACUUUGAAAUAUAUUGCCUAGAACAGUAUAUUCAGAAAAUGCAUCCCAAAGCAAAUAACAUUAUUGAUCCAAGAUAUUCACAUAUGCUUAUAAGAUGUAACUGCCAUUUUUUUUAUUCUGCAUGUUCAAUAGCCAUGGUUACAAUCUGCACAAUAAAAGCUGUUUUAAUACAAA
Messenger RNA from Pantherophis guttatus, 4797 nucleotides. RefSeq names its product caveolin 1 (gene CAV1). Gene Ontology annotation, biological process: negative regulation of endothelial cell proliferation; caveola assembly; regulation of cytosolic calcium ion concentration. Lineage: Eukaryota; Metazoa; Chordata; Lepidosauria; Squamata; Colubridae. Gene Ontology annotation, cellular component: perinuclear region of cytoplasm; caveola; focal adhesion. Gene Ontology annotation, molecular function: molecular adaptor activity; transmembrane transporter binding; protein kinase binding. The record is from RefSeq and is a predicted model, not a curated record.